Messenger RNA from Gambusia affinis (western mosquitofish), 767 nucleotides. Its product is annotated as histone H1-like. Gene Ontology annotation, molecular function: DNA binding; structural constituent of chromatin. Bases 38 to 664 code for a protein of 208 amino acids. The transcript has a single exon. Gene Ontology annotation, biological process: nucleosome assembly. The record is from RefSeq and is a predicted model, not a curated record. NCBI's taxonomy places the organism in Eukaryota, Metazoa, Chordata, Actinopteri, Cyprinodontiformes, Poeciliidae. Gene Ontology annotation, cellular component: nucleosome.
CUCCACAAGUUCCGACGAACAACCCAGACCGACAGACAUGGCAGAGGAAGCUCCAGCAGCCGCGCCGGCUAAGGCUCCGGCCAAAGCCCCGAAGAAGAAGUCCGCUCCCCGGCCCAAGAAGGACGGACCCAGCCUCCCUAAACUCAUCGUGGCCGCCGUGGCCGAGUCCAAGGAGCGCAAGGGGAUGUCCCUGGCGGCCCUCAAGAAGGUGCUGGCCGGGAAAGGAGUGGACGUGAGCAAGGCCAACAAGCGCAUCAACACCGCCGUCACCAAGCUGGUCACCAAGGGGACCCUGAGCCAGACUAAGGGCACCGGGGCCUCCGGCUCCUUCAAGCUCGCCAAGGAGGAGUCCAAAGCCGCUAAACCGGCCAAGAAGGUGGUGAAGAAGAAGGCUCCCGUCAAGGCCAAGAAGCCCGCCGCUAAGAAGAGCGCAGCGGCCAAGAAACCCGCCGCAAAGAAACCCGCCGCAGCAGCAGCCAAGAAGUCCCCGAAGAAGGCUCCGGCCAAGAAAGCGGCCAAGAAGCCCGCAAAGAGCCCCAAGAAGGCCGCGGCCAAGAAACCCAAGGCCGCCGCCGCCGUCAAGAAGCCCAAGGCCGCAGCCAAGAAAAGUCCAGCAAAGAAACCUGCAGCCAAGAAGGCCGCAGCGAAGAAGACCAAGAAAUAAACACCUGCUUCAGCUUCACACGCAUUUCACUCACCAAAGGCUCUUUUAAGAGCCAACACUCAUUCUGCUAAAGAGCUCGUCCUUUACUUUGAUUUAACACAUA